GGACGAGGAGGAGGAGGAGGGGGAGGAGAGUGAGGAGGAGAAGAAGAGAGAAAAGUGAGCUCACAUUCACAGAUUGGUGAAGAGGCUGGUCUUGCGAUCCUUUGAAUAUUUUACUUUUAGUCAGUUUCCUUUCCUAGUCAUACACACAGACACACAGACACAUGCUGAAGUGAACCACAGUGAUGGGCUGCACUGGCAAAUCUGAAAUCUGAUCAGACACAAUCUCUCUCCCUGGUUAUCUCUGUUACAUACCUCUGCCUAUCUAUAUAGGCAGGCAGAGAGGGAAAGAGGAACAGUAUCAGCCAUACCAUCACCACCAAACAGAACACCUUAUCUCUUCUUGCUGGUACACACACAUACACACACACACAUACACACACACACGCACACAUACAGAGAGACAGACUCACACACAUCUCUUCCUCUCCUCCUGGCUUCCCUGGAAGAUUCUGCUGGCUGUUUUUCAUGGAGAAAGUCCAAGGAGAAAUGGAGAUUGAGAGAUGGGAAAGAAGCGAAGAGAUAUCAGAUGCAGAGAAAAAGGUGAUUCAGGAGACAUGGAGCAGAGUGUAUGCGAACUGCGAGGACGUUGGGGUCUCCAUACUGAUCAGGUUUUUUGUCAACUUCCCAUCUGCCAAGCAGUACUUCAGCCAAUUCAAACACAUGGAAGAUCCACUAGAGAUGGAGAGGAGUCUGCAGUUGCGCAAACACGCCAGACGGGUCAUGGGGGCUAUUAACAGUGUGGUGGAGAACAUCUAUGAUUCAGAAAAGGUCUCUUCUGUACUGGCCCUGGUGGGCAAGGCACAUGCUAUCAAGCACAAAGUGGAACCAGUCUACUUUAAGAUUCUCAUUGGUGUAAUACUGGAAGUGCUUGCAGAAGAAUACACCAAUGAGUUCACUCCAGAAGUGCAAAAAGCUUGGGCCAAGAUGAAAAGCCUCAUCUACACUCAUGUGAUCGCCGCGUACAAGGAGGUGGGCUGGGUGCAGUAUCCGAACUCUACGAUGAACCCCCAGGUGACAGCAGUGGCGGCAGCAGCCGGAGCAGCAGCCAAGUGACAGAGCCCCUCCCACAGACCUGAAAAGCUGUUUCUCAGUGAGGAAUAAACUGGCACCGGAUCAUAACACCCAAGAGAACUACAUCUGUCUCCUUUAAUUAUCCUGUGUACAUAUUAGUGAGUGGAAGUGCUUUAUGAUUUCUAUAGCUCAGGCCAGCAAAGCUAUAGAACACCAGAUGUGCAUAAGCACUCUCCCUGAAGUAUAAGACAGGCAAAAUUUAAAUCAUGUACACUGUGACGGGGGGAGGGAAUGUCUUUAAUUUCCCCAGAGGGAAAAAUAAACAUUAACUAGAUCAAGACUGUUAACAACUCAUUCAUGUUUAUAGCUCUGGAGACUGCAAUUUUUGUCUGCCUUGCAGAGCCCAUUCCAUCGAGUGCUGCUGAAAUUUCAGUUUUUCCAUCUUUUUUACUAAGAUGAGAAUUUAAUGCUCUAAUACUAGAACUCUGCAAGUACUUUUGUGUGCAUACACCACUUCUGAGUAAUUCUGUGGCCACCUUUUAUUUAAAAUACUAGAGAUAUGUGCAUAAGUGCUUGCAAGAUCUAGGUCCAAAAAUGUAUCCGCAUGAUUCAUUCAGAGCCAUCUCCUUCUGGGAUCCACUUGAUCAUAGUACAUCAUAGCCUAGAUCUGAAAUCUUAAUGAUGGGUCAAAUUCAAGUCUUGUCUGUCAUUUCUGAUUUUCUUUGAUGUGAACUCCUCUAGACUGGAGUUUCUCUGGAAUUAUAUAAACAGUGUUUCCAACUCUCACUGUUCUGUCGUGAGUCUUAUAUUAUCUAGUGUAUCCUCCCCUUAAAGAUCCAACUUGAGGAGUCAAGAGACUACCGGAGAGUCUUUCAAGGAGGUUUAGCCAAAGUUUGAAUAUGUAAAAGGAGUGUAAUCAAAAACCAAAAUGAAUCUAUUGAAAGAAUGUCAAUAUAUGUAUUUCCAUAUAUGUUAUUAUGCCUAAAAUAUGUUCAGGGGUGGGAAGGGGGAAUCAUUAUUUUAAAUCUAUGUAUUUUGACUUUCAGACUUAAGGCCCACUGAUUACAUUGGGCUUCUUCACAAGUAAGUCUGCAAUGACUUUUAUUCUUUGUUACACAUUUAGACGACAAUCCUAUGCGCAGUUAUAAAAGUUUACUGCAAGUCUGUAAGACUUAUGCAGGCUUAACUGGACACAGGACUACAGGUUUCAGAGUUGGCAGUACUAAAUCAGGAUAGACUUGGUUUUGUCAGUACAAUGAACUUUUAAAUUGGUUUUCUUUUAAUUCGUUCGCUCAGAUGAUAUUUGGAAAGAUUUGGUAUUUAUCUUUGAUUAAUUCCAGCAGGUAGGGUUGCUACCUGGCCAGAAAUAAAACCCUGACUGGCUGUUCCUGGACUUUUCUCAGAAGCUUAAGCUGCAAUAAUCUUGGCAGAGGAAGCUUUUCAUGACACCAAGGCAGGCAUUAUCAUCCGGCAAUGUCUGCAGAUCAAACUGCUACCUGGCAGUGUCUGCAGAUCAAACUGCUAUCAAAGGCAGGGCAGCAGACAGUCUCGGUAGGAUGCCAUUUUAAUAGAAUAUUUGCUUUAAAAAAAUGUUCAACUAAAAAAAUGUGCAUUAGCAGGACACUUUAAAAAAAACAGCCUUAUUCAAAACUAAUGUGAUGGGGCAGGCGAUGAAAAGGUCUGAGAUUUGAUAAAUAUCUAGAAUUAAACAAUGAUUAUAUGCCAUAAACCAAAUGUACUUUGCUGUUAACUUGAAAGCAGAAGAAAAUGAUAUUUUUGGAAGAGAGAGACAUACAUGCUACCCAAUUAUCCUUUUAAGCAAUACUUCAGUAUUUAACUUUUCAGUCCUAUAAAUUUCAAUUCAUAACAGUCCCUCUUGGCCUCUUUCCGUCUCUCACUCUUUUUUUUAAUGGGGGAGGGGGUGAUGGUGGGAAAAUUCUGACUGUUAUAUUUUCCAUACACAAAAAGCUAAACUUUAUACUUUUGACUUAAGUGAUUUUUAUUACAUAUGAGAAUGAAACGGUCAAGAAAGAAUAAAAGCAGAAGAAAAAUUCACUGAAUGUCUUGCCUGUUGUAAGCCAGAGGAAGAUGGUUUAAAGCUGUGGAAGGAGGUGCAGGUAUUAGGUCUUGUGAAGCAGACUGCAUGGAAAACAGUAGGAUGUAGCUCUUUACUGACUCUUACCAAUUCAAAUCCAUUCCUUCCAAGCCUAUUCUAAACUGUGGGGUCCCUUGGGGGGCAAGAAGUUGUUCAUCAUUUGGGUUGUCUGUGAACAGCCAUGCACAACAAUGGCACUGUAUAAAUAAUAAAUAUCAAUACUUAUGAUUUAACCGUGUAUUUUAUAAAAUAGGCUUUUGGUGCUAUGACAAGUGAUUUGUGAAUGUUCUCCUUAUCGUAUUAUAUUCCUCUUGUUUACUAUCCUACGUACUGAUUGGUCCCUACUGUAAUUUUCCUCUGUAUUAUUUGUAUGACCUGUGUAUGCUGCCAAUAUGCUGUCUUGUGGUUUUGUUUUAAUCUUUAUACAUCUGUUCCUUGUUA
This is a messenger RNA of Sphaerodactylus townsendi, 3547 nucleotides long. It is a transcript of the gene CYGB, whose product is annotated as cytoglobin. The record is from RefSeq and is a predicted model, not a curated record. NCBI's taxonomy places the organism in Eukaryota, Metazoa, Chordata, Lepidosauria, Squamata, Sphaerodactylidae. Gene Ontology annotation, molecular function: oxygen binding; iron ion binding; heme binding. Gene Ontology annotation, biological process: oxygen transport. The transcript is spliced from 4 exons. Bases 466 to 1053 code for a protein of 195 amino acids.